CACAUCUCUAUGGUUGCUCAGCAAGUGGUUGUGAUCGUUGUGAUCGUCUGUAAAGUUCAUCAACAAAAAAGAUACAAGGAAUCAUGUAUACAAUUAAUAAAAAUUUGAGAUGAAAAAUUAAAAUAUGAUAAAUAGUUCUUGUUUUUGGAUAUUUUUACAAUAUACUUCCAGUGCAAUUUAAUCACAUGUGGCAUUAAGUGCUUCCGAAUUUUUAUUUUUUAUUUACAAAAUUAUAGAAACAUGUCGCUGAGUGCGAGUGCAGAAAAUUUGUCAUCGGAUGCACAAAAUGGAGGUGGAAAUGACAGCAAUAUGUGUCUGGAAUUGGCGCUGGAGGGUGAACGACUUUGCAAAGCGGGGGAUUGUAAAUCUGGAGUGGCGUUUUUUCAAGCUGCCAUUCAAGCCGGUACUGAUGAUUUAAGGACCUUAAGUGCUAUUUACAGCCAAUUGGGAAAUGCCUAUUUUUACCUGGGUGACUACGUGAAAGCAAUGAAUUAUCACAAACUUGAUUUGACUCUUGCAAGAUCAAUGGGCGAUAAAUUGGGCGAAGCAAAGUCGAGUGGUAAUCUUGGGAAUACACUGAAAGUAAUGGGAAAAUUCGACGAAGCUAUGAUAUGCUGCAAGAGGCAUUUGGCAAUUUCCAAGGAAAUGGGCGACAAGAUGAGCGAAGGCAGAGCUUUGUACAAUCUAGGCAAUGUUUAUCACGCGAAAGGAAAGCAGGGAAGAAUAGGUUAUCAAAAUCCUGGUGAAUUCUCAGAAGAAGUAAGACAGUGUCUUCAACAAGCGGUAUUUUAUUAUGAGGAAAACUUGAAAUUGAUGAGAGAAUUUUGUGACUCUGCAGCCCAGGGAAGAGCUUGUGGGAAUUUAGGAAACACCUUCUAUUUAUUGGGAGACUUUCAGCAAGCAAUUUUUUAUCACAACGAAAGAUUAAAGAUAGCGCGUGAAUUUGGCGAUAAAGCGGCGGAACGACGAGCGAAUAGUAAUUUGGGAAAUUGCCAUAUAUUUUUAGGGGAAUUUGAAAAAGCUGCUCAGCAUUAUAAACGAACUUUAGUUUUGGCGAAGGAAUUAGGAGAUCGAGCUGUUGAGGCACAAGCAUGCGACUCACUGGGGAAUACGUAUACAUUGCUUCGUGAUUAUCCAACAGCCGUCGAAUAUCAUCUUCGUCAUCUUGAGAUUGCUCAACAAUUGAAGGAUAGAGUCGGCGAGGGUCGAGCUUGCUGGUCAUUGGGAAACGCUUACUCGGCGAUGGGGAAUCAUGAGAAGGCUCUUCAUUUUGCCAAUCAGCACUUGAAUCUUUCCAAAGAAUUGGGAGACGAAAUGGGACAGGCCACAGCUCAAAUGAAUGUGGAGGAUCUUCAGAAAAUUCUCGGCAUCGAUAAAAUUAUUCCAAAGGAUGAGAAAGGCAAAACACAAUCUAUUAAGGCAGCUGUUACCAAUAUUGCUGCUUCGUCUCCGGGAAGAUAUAGACUUCGUAGGGAAAGCAUGGACAAUCUUCAUCUUAUCAAGUUAACACCUGAAGGAAAGAAAAGGGAAAUAAGCGAAUGUCCUCCACCAGCAAGAGCCGGAAUUGCGCCCCAACCCUCACAGGAGGAAGAUGAAAAUAACUUCUUCGAACUACUCUCCCGAUUUCAGUCUGGUAGAAUGGAUGACCAACGCUGUGCUCUUCGUACAAAUAUAAAGCCAAAUAUUAAAGUUACUGCUAAGGAGAAUAAAAAAGACGAGGAUGAUUUACUGGAAUUAAUAGCAGGUAUGCAGAGUAAACGAAUGGAUGAACAACGAGUAGUGCUUCCAUUUUUACCUGGCCUAAACGCCAACAGUGCCAAUCAAUCAAAAAUGCAUUCUCCACAAGAUAAUGAUGACUCAUUUAUUGAAAUGCUUGUACGCUGUCAGCAAGAUUCGCGAAUAGAUGAUCAGCGCAGCAUAUUACCAAUGUCUGCGAAUCUACAAGAUCCUGAAGACGCCGAGAACCAAAGAACAAAUGAGAAUGUUCAAGCAGGUGCCACAGUUCCCGAGGAAGACCUUUUCGCUCUAAUUCAAAGGCUUCAAGCGGGACGCAUGGAAGAUCAACGGGCUUCGGGUCCAGGAAAAACUUAGUAUUGUACUAACUUCCAAUAUUAACAUUAACUGAUGUUUAUCUAACCUAAAGAUUAGAUAUCUUUGAUCACAUAGUUUGCCCAGAGUUUUAUUUGGCGCUAAACCUAUGAUCUAUUUCAUUUAUAUCAUACAAAUUGUACAUCAUAAUUAUUUUAUCAUUUAAGGUAUACAACUUUUUUACUUGUAUUAUUAUAUUUGAAAAUGUAACACAAUUUCCAAAACACGUUACACAUUCCAAAAGAAACUGUUAUACUUCCCUUUUCUUCAUUACUAGAUGAAAUACAUUAUUUUUCCCUAGUA
Molecule: messenger RNA, 2391 nt
Organism: Leptopilina heterotoma
Lineage: Eukaryota; Metazoa; Arthropoda; Insecta; Hymenoptera; Figitidae
Gene: pins
Product: G-protein-signaling modulator 2
Exons: 5
Coding region: 241-2091 (616 amino acids)
Molecular function (GO): GTPase regulator activity; protein binding
Source: RefSeq, a predicted model, not a curated record